GUACAUUGCAUUCAUUGAAGAAAAUGAUUACUUGAAAAUUCUUUCUCUUCUAUUUUUCUUCUACUGCAAUGGAGAUAGCAGUUACUAGUUCUAGCUAAAUUCAUACAAGAUUUACAUUUCAAAUAUUAUAAAGCGUGACCAAAUGGAUUGAAUUCAUUUAUCCUUCAUUUUUAACUAAGUUAUUAGGCCGUCCUAGCGCAUGUACCGACAUUAAGCCAAAAAAAGGAAGGUGAACGCAUUAAAAUAUGGCGCGAUUGACGUUCAACUUAACGUACUUAAAAUAGACCCACUGGUCAGUUUUCUUACAGCGAUGCGCCCCCACUUUUCACUUCAGUUUUACAUCUUUCCAAAAGGUUCCCCACAGUUUUCAUCACCCAAAUCAACGUAGAUCCUCCUAAUCCAACUUACAACUAGUCAUGUAUGCUCCAAAACCCACUUCAAGAUUCAUCCUUUUCUCCUUACUCCUCCUCCUGUUACUCACCUUCUUGGCUCCCUCACUUGCUAAUGAAGAUGUUGAUGAUGACAUAGAAAGUCUAGAAGAACUCAUAGCAUUGGAUGAACAAGAAGAUGCUGAAGGGGGGCAUCAUGAGACGCCGUCUGAAGCGGAGUUUGUAAGUAAGGCACAGAGAAUAGUACUUGAGCUUAAUAAUGACAAUACUAAGAGGGCAAUUGAUGGAAAUGAGUAUGUUUUGGUUCUGGGUUAUACUCCGUGGGAUGCUAGGAGUGCUGAGCUGAUGCCCAAAUUUGCUGAGGCUGCUACUGCUCUUAAAGAAUUGGGGAGUUCGCUUUUGAUGGCCAAGAUUGAUGCUGAACGAUACCCUAAAGUUGCGGCUUCUCUUGAGAUCAAAGGGUUCCCUACGCUGCUUCUGUUUGUUAAUGGCACUUCUCAACCUUACACUGGUGGAUUCUCCGCGGAAGAACUUGUUAUCUGGGCAAGGAAGAAGACAGGUGUUCCUAUUAUUAGAAUCAGUUCAGAUGCUGAGGCAAGCGACUUUCUCAAGAAGCAUUCCGUGUUUGUCGUUGGUCUGUUUGAGAAAUUUGAGGGAUCCUAUUAUGAUGAAUUUACAAAAGCUGCCGAGAUGGACAAUGAAAUCCAGUUUGUGGAAACCAGCAAUGCAGAAAUUUUCAAGAAACUCUUCCCUGAAUUUAAGCCAACCAAUCUUUUCCUCGGCCUAGUUAAAAGUGAGCCAGAGAAAUACACUGAAUAUGAAGGAACCUUCAGUGCAGAUGGAAUCUUGCAGUUUUUGGAUGAUAACAAGUUCCCCUUAACUACAGUACUUACUGAACUUAACGCUGCUAGAGUUUACUCCAACACAAACAAACUUCAGGUGUUGAUAAUUGCUGAGCCUGAUGACUUCAAGAAACUUGUGGAACCUCUGCAAGACGUUGCAAGAAAGUUCAAAUCAAAGAUAAUGUUCAUAUUUGUAGAUAUUAGAGAGGACAAUCUUGCAAAGCCCUUCCUAACUAUGUUUGGUCUAGAAGAGUCAGAAGACCCUGUGGUAGUAUCUUUCAACUACAGUAGCAGCUUGAAGUAUUUGUUGGAAUCAGAUACCACACCAACAAGCAUAGAAGACUUUUGUUCAGGUCUUCUGAGUGGAACUGUGUCACCAUACUACAAGUCACAGCCAAUUCCUGAUAACAAGAACAUGAGCAUUCUGACCAUUGUUGGUAAGACAUUUGAUGAAUUGGUCCUGAACAGUCACGAAAACGUCCUUCUAGAGAUAUACACACCAUGGUGCAUCACUUGUGAAACCAUAAGCAAGCAAAUGGAGAAGUUGGCCAAGCAUUUCAAAGGUUUAGAUAACUUGAUCUUUGCAAGGAUAGAUGCUUCCCUAAAUGAACAUCCGAAAUUACAGGUUGAUGACUAUCCAACACUUCUCUUCUACUUAGCAGAUGACAAAACAAAUCCAAUACUACUUCCUACAAAAUCAAGCACAAAAGAAUUGGCUGCUCUGAUCAACAAGAAUUUGAAAGCACAACAUCAUGAAGUUAGAGAUGAACUCUAGGAAACUGUUGCAUCGAGGGACAAUCUAAUUAUUUGAAGAUGAGGAAAAUUAUACAGCAUAUACAGACACCUGCGGGUUACAUGAGUAGAUAUUUCAGAGAGUUGAGGUCCACGGUUGGGUAGACUAAAUUGUAUCAUCAAUUAGCAAAUUAGUAACUGUUUUGACGUGAACAUUGCUUCUAUUGGCUGAGCAAUAUUUCUGUUGAUGACAGCUUUAAACUUUGGUUGCAUCUCACUGUAUGAUACUAAUAGCAAAUGAUUAUUUAAAAUGUUGGGAUUACAUCAGAUGCUGAUUAGUCAGCUUUUGAGUUUUAA
Messenger RNA from Capsicum annuum, 2320 nucleotides. RefSeq names its product protein disulfide isomerase-like 1-6. Gene Ontology annotation, cellular component: endoplasmic reticulum. Gene Ontology annotation, biological process: response to endoplasmic reticulum stress; protein folding. Gene Ontology annotation, molecular function: protein disulfide isomerase activity. Bases 417 to 2006 code for a protein of 529 amino acids. The record is from RefSeq and is a predicted model, not a curated record. Lineage: Eukaryota; Viridiplantae; Streptophyta; Magnoliopsida; Solanales; Solanaceae. The transcript is spliced from 12 exons.